AUGGAAGGAUGGGCAAUGCAGAGGGAGAAAGAGCGAGAACGACGACGUAUAAGGGACAGAGAAAGAAGAUCGUCAAUGAGCAUUGAACAGAGAGAGAGGCAUCUCGCAAGACGUCGUCGAAACUACCAAAUACGAAGAUUGAAAUAUCGAAAUGGGAAAACCACAAAUCCAAGCUUUUCUGGAACAAAUUCAUUUAAGGCGGUCUCAGAAACUUCCAUUGCAGAGCUUGAUCUGCAACAAAAUGGGCUUAUGCUCGUCGGUUUCAAUCACGAACAAGAAUCCUUAAAUCCAGAUUCCAUAACGUCUUCCAGUUCUGAAAUAUUGGACCCAAGAGCUGAAAUUCUCCAAGGGAGGGUACGUUUGAGUCAUAUUCGACGACUUGCACGUUCAAUUGGGAUUCACCAAAUGUUUUCACAAGUAGAAUCAACUUCCAAUUGUAAGUCUGAGGAUUCUAGCUUGGAAUACGAUCUUAAUAGAUCAUCAAGAUCGUUAAGGCGUGUCAAGCGUCUAGCGAGAAUGAUGAAUUCAUCUCUGAAACCAUCUGCUGAUGAAUCUUCACAACAUAAAACCACCAUUGCAGGUUGUGCAAAUUACUGA
This is a messenger RNA of Cucumis sativus (cucumber), 597 nucleotides long. RefSeq lists its product as uncharacterized. The record is from RefSeq and is a predicted model, not a curated record. The transcript is spliced from 2 exons. Lineage: Eukaryota; Viridiplantae; Streptophyta; Magnoliopsida; Cucurbitales; Cucurbitaceae. Bases 1 to 597 code for a protein of 198 amino acids.